Thalassophryne amazonica is the source of this 5476-nucleotide messenger RNA. RefSeq names its product phosphatidylinositol-4-phosphate 3-kinase, catalytic subunit type 2 beta (gene pik3c2b). Gene Ontology annotation, cellular component: phosphatidylinositol 3-kinase complex; cytoplasm; plasma membrane. Gene Ontology annotation, biological process: phosphatidylinositol 3-kinase/protein kinase B signal transduction; phosphatidylinositol-mediated signaling; cell migration. Gene Ontology annotation, molecular function: 1-phosphatidylinositol-4-phosphate 3-kinase activity; 1-phosphatidylinositol-3-kinase activity; phosphatidylinositol binding. NCBI's taxonomy places the organism in Eukaryota, Metazoa, Chordata, Actinopteri, Batrachoidiformes, Batrachoididae. The coding region runs from base 313 to 5151 and encodes 1612 amino acids. The transcript is spliced from 33 exons. The record is from RefSeq and is a predicted model, not a curated record.
UGAGCGGGCUGUAGAGUGAACCGUCCGAGCCGCCUUUCACGGAGAGCCUGCAGCGGCGACAUAGCUGUUCAUCGUCGAUAUCUGCUCGGUACCGGCGUUAUUGUGUUUAUUCAUUCAAACACGGGCGGACGUUUGGAGAGAAUCGAUGUUUUUGUGCCAACGUAAAGUGAUUUCACGUCGUUUCCGCCGCCGGGUUCCGUUCGACACAAACGGAGAAAGUGCUGAUGUUCGGCCGUUACAUGGAUCCAUGGUUGUUUUUCUAGCAGCACAUCUUACCGUGCUCUUCCCCUACAUCUGUCCAGUGGAGGCACCAUGUCGAUGACUCAGACCCAGAAGGAGGCUGGCGAGGUGGGCUGGAGUUGUCUGGACGCUCUGGGUCUCAGUCAAAAGGAGCUGGUCUUGGCUGAGGCCCUACAGAUGGAAUAUGACGCUCUUUCACGGCUCAAACAGGAAAAGGGAAGCACCGGAACAAGCCAGAGUGGCCCUGAACUCACUAGUCACAACCACGGCCAAAUCACAUCCACGUCACCCAUUCCCUUCGCUGAACACUCUCAACCCAUAGCCAGCCAACCAGUUCUGACCUCGAUGGGAGAGUGCCUUCUAGGGGAACUUUCUGGAGCUGAUUCCUCCUUGAACCAACCUGGAGGAUCCCAUUCUCCACCAUCCAUUCCAGCAAGGGCGAACAUGCUACAAGGAGACCAUGUCAUGGAUUCCCCGUUCAUCCUCAACAAUCCAGAGCAAACAAAGUUAGGAGACUCAAGUCCCAGCUACAGAGACUCGUCUACCUCUGGGUCAGGGAUUCUUCUCAAAGGGUUCUCAUCUCUUCCAGAGGACGUUCCCCCUGCCAUCCCACCAAGAAACCCCAUUCCUUCAUCUUCAGGUUCACAAAAUCCCUUCCUUCCUCCUCGAUGGUCCACUAUGCCCCGCAAUGUCAACCUGUUCACCCCAGACGUGGAUCAGCCAAAGGUCGUGUCAGGGGAGUUGAAUUAUGAGAUUAUUAACGAUUCCUUGUCCCAACUCAAUGAGAGUCAUCAAGAUUCUCGAGGCCGAAAGGUCAGCGGAGAUCAGUUAGGGAAGCCUGUAGCUCGAAGCAAGACACUCCCCCCUCAAGUACCACCACGGACCUAUGCCCCUCUGACUAAGAGUAACAAGAACCAACGGCGGGUUUCUGCAUACCCGGUGUCACUUGGCUCCAGAAUGAAUGGAUUCAGCUACGAAUUGUUCCAGGUGUCAGAGGAGCGAGAUGAGGAGGUGGCGGCAUUCUGCCACAUGCUGGACGUGCUCCGCUCGGCUUACCCGUGCAGCGACCGCUCCAAGAACACGGGCUUCGUCUGGUCCCCGUCGGUCACCCGUGAUGAGAUGAACCAGGUCCUCGGGGUCAGUGUGAAGGUCACAGUCAUCAGCGAGCACUUCAGAGAACCGCUGACCUUCACCUGUGACACUUCAUCCUCUGUGGAUCUGCUGAUCUACCAAACUCUGUGUUAUGCUCAGGAUGACCUGGACCAUGUUGACGUAGAUGAAUACCUGCUCCAGAUCUAUGGGCAGGAGGAAUUCCUCAGCAACUCUCAGACUCUGGCCGGUCUGGAGUUUGUCCAGCAGUCUCUGAAGUUUCACUGGGACAUCCGUCUGGUCCUCACCCGGAGAUCUGCCGUCAGGACGGAGCUGACUCGCACGAAAGAAGACGAUGACACGGUGUCGACGAUGAACCACAACAUUCUGCUUCAGGAGCGUCCAAUUAAACAGACGGUCACCAGGGAGGCGUUGACACUGCUGCUGGACACGUUUCACAAUGAAGCCGAAUCCUUUGUGAUGUCAGAGGUGGACCUGCCGCUACACGUGGAGCGUCUCGUACAGUCUGUGAAAGCUCUCUGUAGCUCGCUGGCUGCCGUGGAGACGCCUGACGUGACCUCUGCCCUCAGUCUGCUCCCAGCAUGCCCCUGUCGCCUGCAGCCCAAAGUACAAAAGGAUGCCUCAGUGCUGGCUGUCAGAGAAAACAGAGAGACGGUUGUGGAGAAGUUGACUGCGUCAAUCUUGGAUUUGGUGGAGCUGUACUGCAACACGUUCAAUGCUAAUUUCCACCCGACGGUGCAAAGUCGCUGCUUCACGGCGCCCAUGCAGGAGGCCGGCCACAUCACCAGCAUCCUGUCCUUCAACAUCUAUGCUGCUCACCGCAUCCCCAUCACCUGGGCUGCCAGCUACGAGGGUUUCUUCCUGUCUUGCUUGUUGACCCAUGGAGGGGUGGAGCUUUGUGCACCACAGCACACCAGCAAACAGGCAGUCAGCAAGUAUUUGUUCCACCUGGUGGUGUGGGACCACAGGGUUUGUUUUCCAGUUCAGAUCAACCAGCUGCCCAGAGAGUCCCAACUGACGGUGACACUGUAUGCCAGCACUUUGCCGCCCCCUGGAGGAGCGGAGGAGAAAGGGAAGCAGCGUCGCAUUGAGGCGCUGGGAUGGGUAACCAUGCCGCUUUUCAACUUUAGACACACGUUGACAUGUGGCAGGAAGUUGUUCGGUUUGUGGCCUUCAACACCAGGAAGAAGUGGAAACGCUCGAUCGAGUUCCCCAAACUUUAACCAGCCGGACAGUGUCAUCCUACAGGUGGACUUCCCCACGUCGUCCUUUGAGGUGCUUUUCAGCACACCACCACCAGCGGACUUCUGCCCACAGUACGAGUUCUCCAAACUGGACACCGCCAGUCAGAGCCACAUGCAGGAUGUCCUGCAUAAGAAGUCCUUCUUCUGGCUAACAUCGGAGGAUAAGCGCCUCUUGUGGGAGAAGAAGGCAUUCUGUCAGGCAGAAAGUGCUGCGCUCCCCCUCGUGCUCGCCAGCGCCACCUGCUGGGAAUGGGCAUGUCUACCAGAAAUCUAUGCCUUGUUGAAGCAGUGGGUUUGUCUGGGGCACCUGGACGCUCUGGGACUCCUCCAUGCCUCGUUUCCGGACCAGGAGCUGAGACGGACUGCCGUGCAGUGGAUGGAUUCCAUCUCUGACUCUGAGCUGCUGGAUUUCCUACCUCAACUGGUCCAGGCUUUGAAGUACGAGUGUUACCUCGACAGCUCCCUCAUUCGAUUCCUCCUGCGGCGAGCCAUCGGGGACAUUCGCAUUGCCCAUUACCUCUUCUGGCUGCUGAAGGACAACCUGCAGGACAGUCAGUUCAGCGCUCGCUAUCAGCAGCUCCUGGGAGCGCUGCUCUGCUGUGUGGGCUGCCGCCUCCGCGAUGAGUUCGACCGCCAGUGCUGGAUGGUGUCAGUCCUCACCAAAGUGGCUCAGAAAGUACGAGACGCGCCGCUCUCCAGCAGACAGGUUGUCCUGAAGGAGAGUUUGGAGGAGAUGAAGCACUUCUUCUCAGUUAACAGCAGCUGUCGGCUUCCUCUGAAUCCAGCGCUGCUCGUCAAAGGCAUCAACAUCCAGUCUUGUUCCUUCUUCAACUCCAAUGCCGUUCCUCUAAAGCUGUCCUUCAAAAACCCUCUGGGAGACAAUGUCAGCGUCAUCUUCAAGUCAGGAGAUGACCUGAGACAGGACAUGCUGACUCUGCAGGUCAUCCGUAUCAUGAACAAGAUCUGGAUCCAAGAGGGUCUGGACAUGAGGAUGGUCAUCUUCAAAUGUUUCUCUACUGGUAGAGGUCGAGGUAUGGUGGAGAUGAUUCCUCAAGCCGAGACGCUAAGGAAGAUCCAGGUGGAACACGGAGUCACUGGAUCCUUCAAAGACCGACCGCUGGCCGACUGGCUGCAGAAGCACAAUCCCACCGAGGAGCAGUACGACAAAGCGGUGGAGAACUUCAUCUACUCUUGUGCCGGCUGCUGCGUGGCAACCUACAUCCUGGGAAUCUGCGAUCGCCACAAUGACAACAUCAUGCUGAAAACCAGCGGUCACAUGUUCCACAUCGAUUUUGGGAAGUUCCUCGGUCAUGCACAGAUGUUUGGCAACAUCAAACGGGACCGAGCCCCGUUCGUCUUCACAUCCGACAUGGCGUAUGUCAUCAACGGGGGCGACAAACCGUCCAGUCGCUUCCACGACUUUGUGGAUCUGUGCUGUGAGGCCUACAACCUGAUCCGCAAACACACACACCUGUUCCUCAACCUGCUGGGACUGAUGCUGUCCUGUGGAAUCCCUGAGCUCUCUGACCUGGAUGACCUGAAGUACGUCUACGAUGCUUUAAGAUCUCAUGAGUCUGAGGCUGAUGCCACUGUGUAUUUCACCAGGUUGAUCGAGUCCAGUCUGGGCAGUGUGGCCACCAAACUCAACUUCUUCAUCCACAAUCUGGCUCAGAUGAAGUUCAGCUCCUCUGAUGAGCGCCCCGCGCUGUCCUUUGCACCGAGGAUUCACACCGCGAAGAGCGACGGUGUCAUCCAAAACCUCUACGUUUGCCGCCACAUCAGAACAUCCAACCCCAGCAAAGGCUACGCCUUUGUGGUGAAGGUGGACUUUGAAGGCCAGCAGGAGGCGCUGUUGGUUCAGAGAACAUUUGAAGAGUUUCAUGAGCUGCACAGCAAACUGAGGCUCAUCUUUCCCUCAUCCAGACUGCCCAGUUUUCCCAGCCGCUUCAUGAUUGGCCGUUCUCGAGGUGAGGCGAUGGCUGAUAGAAGGAAGGAUGAACUGAAUGGUUAUGUGUGGCAUCUGGUCCACGCCGCACCGGAGGUUGCUCAGUGUGACCUCGUCCACACCUUCUUCCACCCACUGCCCCGAGAUGAGAAACCAGGGGCCGCCGCCAGCAAACCCGCCGAGAUCUCCUGGUCUGCAGCUUCAGGUAAAGAGGUCGGGGAGGUCAAACUGUCCAUCUCCUACAAGAGCGACAAACUCUUCAUCAUGGUGAUGCACAUUCGAGGUUUGCAGCCACUCCAGGACGGGACAGAUCCAGAUCCUUACGUGAAGGUCUACCUCCUGCCAGACCCCCAAAAGACCAGCAAGAAGAAAACCAAGGCGGCACGGCGCACCUGUAACCCCACUUACAACCAGAUGCUGGUGUACGAGCGGAUCCCGCAGGGCGACCUGGUCCACAGGGUGAUCCACCUGCGGGUUCUGGGUGACGGGCCAUUCUGGGAGAACACUCUGCUGGGCGAGACCUUCAUCUCCCUGAAGAGGCUGGUUCCAGGUCAGCACUGGGUUGACUGGCACCCGCUGGCUCCGCCUCUGCUUGCUGACUCCGCCCACUGACAGCACACAGAGGAAGCGGACAGAAAAGGAGCAAACGGUAGUUUUGAUGAAGGUUUUGAAUUUUCACUUCGUUUCUCUUUACGUUCAGCAUCGAUGACGUCACCAUGUAAUAUGUUUUCAACAAAACCCAGAAUUUAGCUGCAGUUUCACAGAUUCUGUGGAACACGAGUUCAGAAUGAAAGUUUUUGCAAAGCAAAAAUAUUUUCUCCACAUUUUUCUGAUUACUGGACAUUUAUCGCUUCAGCUUUUUAAUCAAUAACAACUGAAAGGAAACAUUUUGGCGUAUCGGCGAGAUUAGCGGCUACAUUAUACUUUACAACUAAAA